GUUAGGUAUUUAGAAGAGGAGAAGAGCGCGCUGCACUACCUUGGUUUACGCUUCCAGCUAACAGUGUUGUGCCUGUGUUUAUAUGCUGGAGUGACUGAUGAACAACAGUAGUCAAGCCGGGAGGGUGAUUCCCUGUCAAAGCAUCUUUUGCUCAGACUUGAGGACAUUUGAACCACAUCAGAGUGUGUGCAGAUUACAAUGGGCUGCAAUCUGUGCAGUUUUCAGAAAAGAGAGGAGCACUACAAACUGCUGUAUGAAGUUGCACAGGUCAAUGGAAAGGAUCUUUCCAAAGCUACCCAUGAAGAAGCAGUUAAAGCCUUUCGUAAUGCUAAAGAGCCAAUCGUAGUCCAGGUUUUAAGGAGAGCCCCUAUGAACAAAGCUCAUGGAGGCUUACAGGAAGUUCAGCUGGUGAAUGUCAGCACACAGACAGACAUUACCUUUGAGCACAUCAUGGCUUUAGCAAAACUCCGACCAUCCACACCACCAGUUCCUGAUAUUUGUCCUUUCUUGCUUUCUGACAGCUGCCAUUCCCUUCAUCCGAUGGAGCAUGAAUUUUAUGAAGGUAAUGAGUAUCUCUCUAGCCUGCCUACUGAUGGGGACAGAACAGAAGACUUUGAGUAUGAGGAGAUUGAGCUGUGCCGUAUUAACAGUCAGGAUAGACUGGGCCUUACCGUCUGCUAUAGAACAGAUGACGAAGAAGAUACUGGAAUCUAUGUCAGUGAGGUUGAUCCAAAUGGUACUGCAGCAAGAGAUGGGCGUAUCAGAGAAGGAGACAGAAUUUUACAAAUUAAUGGCCAAGAUAUCCAGAACAGAGAGGAGGCUGUGGCAUUACUCUCCAGUGAUGAAUGCAAGAGAAUCACUCUGCUGGUUGCGAGACCAGAGUUACAGUUGGAUGAAGGGUGGAUGGAUGAUGAAAGGAAUGAAUUCUUGGAGGAGUUAAACAACCAAAAAUUGGGAGAACAACAUAAUGAAGCAAUGCAAUACAAAGCUAAUGAAGUGCAACAGCAAAAAAAACGAGAAGAAGAAGAUGGCACGACAGAUACAGCAACCUCUUCAUCUAACAACCAUGAAAAAGACAGUGGAGUGGGACGUACCGAUGAAAGUCAACGCAAUGAUGAGAGUUCUGAGGUGGAAAAUACAGCAGAAUGUCAAACUAACACAUCUUUCCUGAUGCCAAUAGAUUUAGAGCCCAGCCAAGAAACAUUAGGAAGCAUUGAACUUCACUGCAAUGAAAGUUUUAUUUCUGGAGAAUACAUUGAUUCUGAUUCUCUGGGCAACCCAGAUGAGGAUUGUGAAAGGUUUCGCCAAUUAUUAGAACUUAAGUGCAGGAUACAAAAUAGAGGGGAGUAUGACCUUUAUUAUUCCAGUAGUACCAUUGAAUGUAGCAGGGCAGAACAUGGUGGGGUAGAGCAUGAACUACAGCUUCUAAAUGAAGAACUGAGAAAUAUUGAACUUGAAUGCCAAAGCAUUAUGCAGGCACAUCAACUCCAAAAUAACAGGAAGCAACAAAAAGGUAAUCAUGAUGAUGAAAUGAGAAACAGUAGCACCAGCAUUAACCUGCAAACAGGAAAACUUAGUGAUAUCACUGACCAUCUUGAACGAUCUGAUAAGGACAGCUCCAGUGCAUAUAACACAGCUGAGAGCUGCAGGAGUACUCCUCUAAAUAUAGAUAGAUCUCCUGAUAGCUCACUUCAGAGAAUCAUUAGCAUAACUAACAAAAAAAAUCUCAGAAGCACUAUUGUAACAAAUCAUUUUUCAUCUGGAAUAAACAGCAUUGAAAAUUCUCCCUCCAAAUCUACAGCUGGUGGGCAGAGAAUUAUAAAUGAGUUUCAAGAUACAAAGUUACAAUGCAGUCGAUUGUCAGAGCAAAAAAAUCAAAGCAUAGAGGAAAUACACUACCUUUCACCUUACCACAGUUCUGAAUAUAAAUUUGGAAAUCUACCAGUUCAUGCAAGACAUUAUCAAAGUUACAUGCAACUUAUCCAGCAAAACUCUGCUGUAGAAUAUACACAAAGUCAGUUAAACCUUGUAACUAUGUGCAAGGAAACACAAAGGUUAACAGAGCCAAGGAUGGAGUGGAAAGUCAAAAUCAGAAGUGAUGGAACAAGGUACAUCACAAAAAGGCCAGUGCGUGAUAAACUUCUAAAAGAGCGUGCCUUAAAAAUCAAAGAGGAGCGUAGUGGUAUGACUACUGAUGAUGACACAAUGAGUGAAAUGAAAAUGGGACGUUACUGGAGCAAAGAGGAGAGGAAGCAGCACCUUAUGAGAGCUAAGGAACAGAGGAGAAGAAGAGAAUUCAUGAUGCGUAGCAGGUUGGAGUGUUUAAAAGAAAGCCCUCAAAGCGGCAGUGAGAGCAAAAAGGAAGUCAGCAUUAUUGAACUAAGUCAUAAAAAAAUGAUGAAAAAACGGAACAAAAAAAUUUUGGACAAUUGGAUGACAAUCCAAGAACUAAUGACACAUGGCGAAAAGUCCCCUGAAGGAAACAGAGUACACAAUGCCUUUCUAUCAGUCACAACCGUUUGAUUGUGGCUGUGAAGUAGUAUGCUACCCUACAAGGUAGACUACAAUUGCCUCGUUAAAUGUGGCACUUUUAUAUAUUUUGUGAUGGUUUAUAGUUUCUCAUUUUGUAAGCAAAAGUAUCUGAGAUUUUACAUCUUGAUUUUCAUAUCUAAGUGCUUUCUUUUUAUAAUUUCAAUACUUGUGAGGGUGCUCAGAUAUUCAUUUUUUUUCAAGAAAAUGGAAAUAGAAGAAGCCAUUUGUUUUCUUACUACAAUGCACCUAAUGUAAGUUAAACACUGGAUUUAUUUCUCUAACUUUUUUUUCUACCUACAUAAUUCUCUUAAUACAAAAACAAACCCAUUUUGUAUACUUCUUUUUGGCAAACACGCAGCUAUACUUCCUAUGUAAACUUUGUAAUUUAUCAGAAGUCAUAUUGUAUAAUAAUUUGUUAUCGUUUGUUUUUUAUUUGUACAUGGAAUUUGGUAAUUGCAGUUGUAUUUGUCCAAGUGUAAACUGGUUAUAUUGCCCACAUUUGUAGUGGCAUCAGUAAUGUAGUCAUAACUGUGAAGAUGGCAGAGAAAUAAAUUAUUACACAUAACUUGCAAAAUA
Molecule: messenger RNA, 3108 nt
Organism: Xenopus tropicalis (tropical clawed frog)
Lineage: Eukaryota; Metazoa; Chordata; Amphibia; Anura; Pipidae
Gene: pdzrn4
Product: PDZ domain containing ring finger 4
Exons: 8
Coding region: 199-2523 (774 amino acids)
Source: RefSeq, a predicted model, not a curated record